AUGACUGGGACUCUCCCGCUGGCUCGGUCGGCCAUCUUAGGACACAGAUUGUCCUUAUCAGAGGGAACAGCGGAGAACAAGCAUGUGGCAGAUUUCGUCAAAAAGAACAGCGCCCGGGGUCGGGCCGAACAAAGCGCAGCGCAGGCCCUGAGGCGCCACCUGCGGUCUCGGAGCAGGGGUGGCGCGGGGAGCCGGCGGCCAGGCUCGCUCGCAGCCGGGGAAUGCCACAGGGAUAGCCCCCGCCGGGCCCCGCCCGGGGCCCGCGACUCGGCCUCCCAUUGGCUGCCAGCCGCCGCAACCUGCGGGCCGCUGAGCCCAGAGGCUCGGGGAGGUGGCACCUGGCGGCGCGCGGCGGGCCGCGCUGGAGCCGGCCUGGCGGGGGUCGGGCGGUGGGUCCCCCUGCUGCUGUGCCUGCUGCAGUCCACUCGAGGGAAGCCCCAUCUGGCCCCUCCCCAGAACGUGACGCUGCUCUCCCGGGACUUCAGCGUGUACCUGACAUGGCUCCCAGGGCCUGGCUACUCCCAGAAUGUGACCUAUUUUGUGGCCUAUCAAAGUGCUGCGACCCCCAGACGGUGGCGAAAAGUGAAGAAGUGUGCAGGAACCAAAGAGCUGGCAUGUUCUUUGAUGUGCCUGGAGAAACAAGACCUGUACAACAAGUUCAAGGGGCGUGUGUGGGCGGUUUCUCCCAGUGCCAGGUCCCCCUCGGUGGAGUCCAAGUACCUGGAUUACCUUUUUGAAGUGGAGCCAGCGCCCCCCGUCCUGGUAGUCACUUGGACAGAGGAGAUCCUGAGCAUCAAUGCCACCUACCAGCUGCCUCACUGCAUGCCCCCACCGGAUCUGAAGUAUGAGGUGGAUUUCUGGAAGGAAGGAAUCGGGAACAAGACGCGAUUUCCGGUCACUCCCCGCAGCCAGCCAGUCCACAUCCCCCUGCAGCCAGCCACCAGCGGACACCAUUGCCUCAGUGCCAGAACAAUCUAUACCUUUGGUGAUCCUAAAUACAGCGACUUCUCCAAACCUACCUGCUUCUUCCUGGAGGCCCCAGGAGCCAGCUGGGCAUUCCUGGUGCUGCUACCACUUCUGCUUCCCCUGCUGUUGGUCAUUACCAUAGGCUAUGUGAUCUGGAAGCACUUCAGAGAGAACCCGUGGUUUCAGCAAGCAAAGAUGCCGUGGGCCCUGGAACUGACCAGAAGGGUCAGGCCGAGCCCUGGAGUCAGGACCCCAGCCACCGUCCAGGCAAGAUCAGAGAAGAACAGUGCUGAGGAGGAGGAAGACACAGACGACCAUGUCAGCUUUCAGCCCUACCUUGAGCCACCCCUCUUCCCAGGGCAGGAGCACCAGAUACCGGGGUGCUCUGAAGCAGGUGACACCUGGAGUUCCCCCGUCCAGGUCGAAGACUCCUCUGCUGCAGAUGCUUCAGACAGAAGCUGGGCCAGCACGGGAGGCUCCUCCCCUUGGGAUGAGCCUGGGUCCUCUUGCUAUUUGGCCAAGAAGAAGCCAGGCCAAGGGCCAGUGGGGGACGGGUGUCAGGAGCCUCUCCCACUGCUCGAAUUCUCCAAGGACUUGAGUUUCCUGGACAAUCCCCUGAAAGAUGACCUCUCCUCCUGGGCCCGCUGGGGCUCCUCAUCACCAAGGCUGAAUCUGGUCCCUGGGGAGCCCCCAGUUUCUCUUCACACACUGACCUUUUGCUGGGACAGCAGCCCUGAAGAAGAAGAGGAGGAGGAGGAAGAAGAAAGUGAAGGGGGAGGAGGGAGGGAAUCAGAAAUUGAGGAUGAUAGUCCUAGCAAUUGGGGGGCUGGGAGCCUAUGGAAGACUGAGGUCAGAGGUGGGACACUGGGGCAUUACAUGGCCAGGUGAGCUGUUCCCCAGCUUCUCUCCAAGUCUGGUGCCACUGAGCUUGCCUAGGACCCGAGAUGCCACCGAGACUUGAGAGCCUGGGAGCAUCACCACUGAGGCCAUGGAGGGUUCUUGCAGCAUUUCGGAAACCCCAGGGUUGGUGUCAAUUAGCUUGAGCAGUAAGAAGCCGCCCCAUCCUUUUUGACUCACCGACUUUGGGCUGAGCUCCAAGAGAAGUGGAGACAAGAAUGGGCUGAGGUCAGAGGUUGAUUGGGUGUCGCAUCACCCCACCGGCUUUGGGGUGACAGGCCAGUUAGAAAAAUCAUCCCUGAACAACAUGAAACAGGUGAAGUCAGGUCACAGUGGACACCAAGGGCUAACACCACAAGGGGCCAUCUGGAUCUAGAGGGAGGGAAUUUGGAGCACAUCUUUAUCAGUGUCAUGCCUUUCUCUGACACCUCCUGAGCGCCCCCACCCCCAGGUCUCAGCCUCCUGGUUCAUGAAUCCUCUACGGUGGG
Molecule: messenger RNA, 2351 nt
Organism: Odobenus rosmarus divergens (Pacific walrus)
Lineage: Eukaryota; Metazoa; Chordata; Mammalia; Carnivora; Odobenidae
Gene: IFNLR1
Product: interferon, lambda receptor 1
Exons: 8
Coding region: 1-1854 (617 amino acids)
Molecular function (GO): protein binding
Source: RefSeq, a predicted model, not a curated record